AUGCGCAUGUUUCGCAACUUUGUCAAAGUCGUGAGCCUCCGGGUUCUCGCCGCGCUGGCGCCCGUGGGCGCGCAGUUCCGUGCCAGUCGCGGCGGCGGCAAUGGCGGGGGCAUUGUGUUCCCAGAUGUACACGGCGAAGCCGCCAGUCUCGAUUUCCCCCACCUCCAAGAUAUAUACACCUUCGCUGCGUACUCGCACGCGGCGUACUGUCCGCACAACUGGGACGGACUGCUCGGCAACCCGGUGUGUCAAGCAACCGCGACGCCUCACCAGCAGGGUGGCGGCGAGGAUACCGACAUUGGCGUCAACAACACCAGCAGCAGCAGCGCAAACCCAAGGCUGGAUAUGACCCUCAUGCGCACCGGCUGCUCCAUCUACGGCGCUUCCCAAACCAUCGCCGAGCUCACCGAGGCGCACGACAUCGCCGGCAACGUCGUCGUCAACCACCCGCAGCAGCUCCUGGUGGUGGCCUUUCGCGGCACGUCGCGCGCGUGGGAGUGGAUGCGCGACCUGCAGGCCGGGCAGGAGGACGUAUCCUCGUCCCUGUCGUCGGGGCUGAUAAUGGGUGACCGACACUGCGAGGGGUGCCGCGCACAUAGGGGCUUCCUAGCUGCGUUCCGCAACGUGCGACCGCUGCUCAACGAGACGCUGGAGACGUGCCUGCGCGACUGGCCGACGUACCGUGUCGUGGUCACGGGGCACUCGUACGGCGGUGCGGUGGCCACUCUAGCGGGCGCGUAUCUGCGCUCCGUGGCGGGCGUGGAGGCUGAUGUGUUUACGUAUGGGGCGCCGAGGGUGGGCAACGCGGUGUUUGCGGAGAGGAUGAGCGCGGGGAUGGGGGGCAGGCGAGGCUCGGGGUCGGGAGGUGGGAGUGGAAGCGGGAGUCAUAGACUGAGAAAGGGGACGAAGACAAGGGGGGCCGAGAACGGGGGUGAGCGAGCAGGAGGGCCCGUCACGGUGCGCGUCACCAACAGGCAGGAUAUCGUGACGGCGCAGCCGCCCAUGUACAUGUGGCUGCCGUCCGGGCCGGUCGAGUACGCGCACACGACACCCGAGUACUGGUUCGAGCACGGGUUUGGUCUUCUCUCAUCAUCUGCCCCCUCACCCCCACCGUCGUCCUCUUCCCAAUCUUCAGGGUCAGCAGCGGCGGCAGUCGCCAGGGGUGGUGAUGGAGGGCGCUUGCUGCUCAACGGGCUCCGAGUGUGCCGGGGCGUGCAGCAUGUCGGGUGCUCUGCGCAGUUCUACUUCCUUAACCUGCUGAACAUUUUGCAGCGCAUCGCCGACCACGGGGGUUACCACGCUCUGUCGGCACCGUGCCCGGCAGAUGAGGGGGGAAAGAGGCGCCGCGUCGAGGAUGUGCUGCCGACGCCGAGGGAGGUCAAGAUGUGGCAGUGGGGGGACAAGGGGAAAGGGAGCCGUGUGAUGAGGGGGCAGUAG
This is a messenger RNA of Purpureocillium lilacinum, 1437 nucleotides long. RefSeq lists its product as uncharacterized. Gene Ontology annotation, biological process: lipid metabolic process. NCBI's taxonomy places the organism in Eukaryota, Fungi, Ascomycota, Sordariomycetes, Hypocreales, Ophiocordycipitaceae. The record is from RefSeq and is a predicted model, not a curated record.